Pezoporus flaviventris is the source of this 6523-nucleotide messenger RNA. It is a transcript of the gene HS2ST1, whose product is annotated as heparan sulfate 2-O-sulfotransferase 1. The record is from RefSeq and is a predicted model, not a curated record. Gene Ontology annotation, molecular function: heparan sulfate 2-sulfotransferase activity. Gene Ontology annotation, cellular component: membrane. NCBI's taxonomy places the organism in Eukaryota, Metazoa, Chordata, Aves, Psittaciformes, Psittacidae. The transcript is spliced from 7 exons. The coding region runs from base 187 to 1257 and encodes 356 amino acids.
CUGCGGGGCGAUGUGAAGGCGGUGGCUGGCCCCCUUCCUCCCCUCAGCCGCGCUCCCUUCGCCUCCCCUCUCUCGCGCCGUCCCUGUGGUAGCGGCUCCCGCCGGCCUCCGCGGCCGGGCCCCGCGUUAUGUAGUGAUCCCGGUCGGGCGGCGCUGCGGCGGCGGCGGCGGCUGCUGCUGCUGCUCAUGGGGCUGCUCAGGAUUAUGCUGCCGCCCAAGUUGCAGCUUCUGGCGGUGCUGGUGUUCGGGGUGGCCGUGCUGUUCCUGGAGAACCAGAUCCAGAAGCUGGAGGAGUCCCGCGGCAAGCUGGAAAGAGCUAUUGCAAGACAUGAAGUCAGAGAAAUAGAACAACGUCAUACAGUAGAUGGCCCCCGACAAGAUGUGGCAUUGGAUGAAGACGACGAUGUGGUGAUUAUUUACAACCGAGUACCUAAGACUGCCAGCACUUCCUUCACAAAUAUUGCCUAUGAUCUUUGUGCGAAGAACAAAUAUCAUGUUCUACAUAUCAAUACAACCAAAAAUAAUCCUGUUAUGUCUCUGCAAGAUCAGGUCCGAUUUGUGAAGAAUGUGACUUCCUGGAAGGAAAUGAAACCAGGAUUUUACCAUGGCCAUAUAUCUUAUUUGGACUUUGCCAAAUUUGGUGUCAAAAAGAAACCAAUUUACAUAAAUGUCAUAAGAGAUCCUAUAGAACGCCUAGUUUCUUAUUAUUACUUCCUGCGCUUUGGAGAUGAUUACAGACCAGGGCUACGGAGACGAAAACAGGGGGAUAAGAAGACCUUUGAUGAAUGUGUGGCAGCUGGAGGUUCAGACUGUGCUCCAGAGAAACUUUGGCUUCAAAUUCCAUUCUUCUGUGGCCACAGCUCCGAAUGCUGGAAUGUGGGAAGCAGAUGGGCUUUGGAACAAGCCAAAUACAAUCUGAUUAAUGAAUACUUCCUAGUAGGAGUUACUGAAGAGCUUGAAGACUUUAUCAUGUUGUUGGAAGCAGCUUUGCCCCGGUUCUUCAGGGGUGCCACAGAAUUGUACCGGACAGGAAAGAAGUCUCAUCUUAGGAAAACAACUGAGAAAAAACUUCCCACAAAAGAAACUAUUGCCAAGCUACAACAGUCUGAAAUCUGGAAAAUGGAGAAUGAGUUCUAUGAGUUUGCACUGGAGCAGUUUCAGUUUGUCAGAGCACAUGCAGUUCGGGAAAAAGAUGGAGAAUUGUAUAUUCUGGCUCAGAACUUUUUCUAUGAAAAGAUAUACCCAAAAUCAAACUAAGAACAACACUGUACAGUGAGAUUGAUGGACUUGAAUCUUUGGUCACAUUGUCAUCUUAGUCCUCAGCCACGGAAACUAGAUUGCUUGUAGACCUUCAAGACAUUUCCUGAUAGAUCUGAGAACAGUAGGCUGUGGAUCACCUCCAAGGCAUUGGAUACUGGCUAACAUCUUGGUAAUCCAGAAGCAAAGGCUUCAUUUCUUUUAUCUAAUACUUUCAGUGGGAGUUAAUAUCCUUUACCUGAAGAAAUCUACACUUCUAAUUCGGAGCAAUUAAUACACAGCAGUUCUAGUUGAAAAUAUAUCCAAACAAAAGAAUGCUUCUGUUGAUGCUCUUUUUAAGUUUCAGAGCUAUUUCUUUUCUUUUAUACUUCUGUGAAGAGGAAAUAAUUUUUCCCAGCUUUCAACAUGGAAAUUUGGUUGCAUCCAAUAGUGUUAAUAACUGGUUGACAUCUGUGCUUUGUUUUUGUGAAUCAUGUCACAUGAUAUUAAUUGGGAUGGUGAAUCAUGUUCUGCUGAGAAACGCUGCUACAAUUGCCCAUAUUUAUCUAUGUGGUUUUCUUUACAAAUGACAGUUGAUCAUGAGUGUUCAAACAUCAUUUCCACAUUAAUAUUGUAAAAAGUUAAAGAAUCAGAGGAGGUUUGGUUUUGGUUUCUUUAUCCCCACCACCACUGGCUGAGGUUGGAAAAACUGUGAAGAAGCUGGUAUUGUCUGCAGUUCUAGUUGAUCCUUACACAGUGGUAUAAAAAACAUAAACUCAGUAUUAAGUUUCUCCAUGGAUUCUUUGUAAUAACUGUAAACUGAGGUAUUGGUGAAUCCAUAUUAUGACUCCAUGAGUGAGCUGUGGUAUGGUUAGGGUUUUCCUACUACUUCGAUACUUUUAUCUGUAGAAUAUUUUUACUAAGGUGCUUUAUAACGUGUUUUAAAGCAUUGCAUAUACAAAAGGAGUAAAAUGCUGUAAAUACUGCUUAUUUUAUGUAUUUGGACCAAAAGGUUUAAAGUAACUAGUUUAAAGUGGGGUUUUUGCACCCGUUCUGUUAUGUGUGAAGUGAAAAGCAUCACAUCUACUUUGUGGUUGUGUUACAACUGUUGGACAUUGCUGAAAUGCACCUCAGUGACCUCUCUGACUUCAAUACCAGAAUGUUGUCCAGGGAUUCUCUUUGCAGAAAUGUAGUCUUCAUCCUUUUAUUAUGGUAAGAAGACGAGAAGAAAAAUGUCAUGUGUAGUCUGGUUGGGAAAGAUGCAGUGAACUUGAUUGACAUAACUCUAUUUAUGUAACUGCCUUAUGUGACUAUUGUAAAUCUGUGAGUUGCCAUUAUUAACAGUGUGAAACACCUGGUAGAUGAAGUAAAUUGCAAUUGGUGAACAGAUGUUUGGGGCCACUGCAUUAGAGCAAAUGGCAGUGGAGAAUUGUAAGAAUUUGUUUCCUAUUGAAUUUUCUUAAAGAUCUGAGUUUUUACACAUCUUACACCUGCCUUUUCUUGUAAUGCUUUCCACAGAGUUUGAUGGGGGAAGGCACCAAGGAGACAAAGUAAGGAAUGGUGGUAAAGGUUUAAAUUCUCAAGGGAUGAUGCUGAAGGCUUAGUUUAAAAUUACCAAGUAGAGUUUCUUUAACCAGCUUGUUCUUGUAAUGAAAACAAAGGAAAUGGAAAAUGUUCUGUGAACCGAAUGUCUGCAGCCAAGAGCAACAGCCCGAUGACAGAGAGGAUAGGGAGAGACUAUCAGGUCCAUCUUGCAUUUUCUUUGUUUUCUUGGAUUUUUCCCUUUGAUUUUUAAAAACAGAUCUCUUUUUGUUCUUCCCAAAUAAUCAGGGAAGUUCCUUCUGAUAGCUUACCCUUUAUAUAGCAUGAACCAUGCAUAAGAUUUCCUGUUCCAGGUCUUGUCUGUUGAUGUCAUUAAUAAUGCCAGUGUGCUUGGGAAUAGGAUGUGUUAGUUCACAAAUGAAGGCAUUUUUCCUAGCUAAAGAAAGGAACUGAGGAGUCAUACACAAGAAGUAGCUAAUGGAGAUCUAAAGAUUUCCAUAGUGAAGCAGUAACUUUUUGGAAAUAAAAUGAGUAUUUAUAAUCCCAGGAAAGAUUAUUCAUUCACUGUUAGUUUUACAAUAGAUUUUCUUUUGACUAUCUCUUUUCUCCUUCAGAGUAAUUUGGAUCAGUUUACCUUCUUGAGUCUCCUUCAGAAUAUUCAGAAGAGCACCUCUAAGAGAGCAGAAGAGUUUAGUAAGUGAAAACAUAAAAUAUUCAUCUAAGUAAUGAAAUAGGUAUGUAGACAAAUGCUUCUCUAUUGACAAGAAAACCGAUAGGCAAACCUUCUACCGAUUUCAGUAGGCUCUACAGAAACCCCUUCUAUUCUGUAAGACAUUUAAAAAGUUGUCUUUAAUUUCUGUUUGCUUCCAGGAUUUAGAUUUUCUUCAUUCUGAGUCUUCAGUAAGGACAAUAAUAGAAAACAGUAGAACAAUGCAACUUUUAUUACUUUUAAAUGAGCAAUAUAUUUUUCAUAGGUCAUGUCAGAAAGCACAUUUCAUUUAAUCAGCUAUCACUUCCCGUCCUUUGCUGUGAACUGGCAGGGUUGAGACAAGCAAGAAGUCUAGCUACAACUGGGAGGUUUCAUUCUAGAUGUGCUCUGACAAUGUUACUGUCUGUGGAACACAGAAGGAAUCAAGACUGUCUACUUUUAUAUCUAGAGCAACUGUUAAGUCAACUGUGAACUUUUUAGGAUCCUUUCAAUUGACAGCUAUCAAACUUAGAUCUCCUAAAAGACAGUUUAGGAGAAGGAGCUUUACACAUUUUUAAUAACCUGGUUUAUUCCUCUUCUAUUUGGAAAUGGAAACAAUCCAAGUUGUUGGAAUUAAAAGUGUUUUACAGUAUAUAAACAGAAUUUAUCUUGUGAAUUUGCCCUUAAUGACUUGGAGUGAAAAGCAGCAAUACAUGGGUUUUUGUUGUUGCAGGUUGUAUGAUCAGUAAACUUACUAUGCAGCCUCCUAAACAUGGAUCUUCUAACUGAAGUCACUGUAGUCUCUGCACAGGAGCUUGGCUUUCUGCAGGGCUAAGUUUGUUUGAAAGGUGCUGAAACGCUCAUCUCACUAUAGUUUAGAGUAGGUUUUCUUACACUGUUCUGUACUUUUGUACAAGAUUAACACCCAGAUUUUGUGCUAAACUUUAGCCCUGUUGGAGCUCUUGAUGUCAGCAUAAUGGCAUGAGGUCUAGCUGCACUGGCAACUGCAUAGCCAUACCCACAGCAUGCCGGAAGCACUGGGCAGUGCUGACAGGAGAGCAACAGUGGUUUUAGCUCCUUCCCAUAAUAAUUCUGCAGCCAUGCAGCAAGAACAUCACUCUUAUUAGUGUGUCUGUAGACAGCCACUAGGCUAGGGUGCAGAGUAUCCUAUGUGCACAUUCCUGCUUGCUCUGAGUUGAUUUUCAAGCAGUCUCUCUAUUAGUGGUAUGCUGAUCAUGGCCUCUUAUUCAAACAGGCAUGAAAAUUUAUAGCUAUACAAUACGGGAGAGGAAGAAGCAGCCCACCCUGGUCAUUUGAAAUCCCUUUUCUGGGUACUUAGUUUUCUCUGAAGAUACGUAGCUAUUUUUACUUUCCAGGAAUAAACAUUUGCUUAUUUAUGGUCUCAGAACUGUUCAGUUUUAUAUUGGGGAAAAUUCAGUUCUUUUAUAAUUCUGUUUAAAUCUUUUAUUGAGCUUCCCUGGUGUUGCUGAACACGUAUAUGACAAAAAGGGGUAUGGAUGACGCUGUCUGAACUGUGCUGCUUAAGCAGUCAGUGGAAAAGCCUGGUUCAAGUGCACUGCCAAUUUAGCUCUUCAGAAUUAGAGCAUAUUUUAUGACUACUAGAGAUUAAACUUAAGGAAACUGUAAGGCUGCUUAGUUGGAUGGAUGCUUCCUUUACUGUAAGCCUAUGCAACUAUGUAACCUAGCAGCAGUAUUUAUAGAAAGAGUCCUCUUCCUGAGACUUUUCUGGAGCAUAAUUAUAAAUGUUCAUACACUUGUACUGUCUGAUAUUUACAUCAGCAGCUUUCUGUAGCUUUGGUAAAGAGAGACAGGUUUGUGAGCAUUUCUAAAGCAGUACUGAAUGUAACUUUGAGAAACAUGGAUUGUGCGUCAUGACUCGUUUCUUUUUGAACACACACACACACAGCUGAAUAGUGCCUUUUUUCCUCACAAUCCAUGUUGAAGAUGCUCGAUCCCACUCACCCUCCGUAAACUGAUUCGUUUGUGCAAUACUGUUCCAACUUGAAACCAUUUUGUCGCACCUGUUUGAGAAAUAACCUCCAUUUUUUCCUCACUAUGUUGCCAGCUUUCUGUUGUUGAAGUGUUUCAGUUGAUUACCUAAUACAAAUGCUACAAAAUAAAACACCCAAUGGGAAGGGGAAAGAAAAGAAGUCUGGUGUCCUGUCUUCAUAUUUGCAUGUCACACUCACAUUAACUGCUUUCCUUUUUCCCCCUAGAAGAUGUUAUGCAGUACUGUGAACUUUGUCUGCAGCUAUUGUGAUUUUGGGGUGAGCUGGAAGGUAGCUUGUCUGUAAUGAUUUCACAUAGCUAUAACCAAAUAUAUUUAUAGGCUUGUAGAAUGUGCUUUGUGCUUUCUGGCUAGAAAUGUAAUAGAUUUGCAGAAGGUCACUGUGCUGAAAGCGUCAGUAAAAAGUUCUUCACGUUAAACUCAAGAUGUGUAAGAACAGAAAAGUGGCAUUAAGCCAGUGCAUUGGUACAUAUGUGAUUCCCUGUCUGAGGGAGUGAAUGACCACUUAUAGUGGUACUGGAAGAUGCUCAGUUACAGUGAUGAAUGUGAUGUAAGAACUGGAAGGUAAACUUCAUUUGCACUUGUAAGCAAGCACUUAAACCAAGAAAAUACAGUGAGCAUGGGAUGCACUGCACUGUUGAAGUGCAUACAGCAACCGUUGCCCAGUAAACAUUCCUAGCUUCAUGCACGAUGGAGCUGGAAAGUCAUCUGACCCAGCCAAGCUUCUUAAUGCAAUAGUUCCUAAAUAUUCAGUUGUCAGCCUUGAUUAAGAACCACCAUGCAGCUACUUAGGAACUUCCAGUUGAGGAUUUUGAUGGCUUUCAAAUCCCCCUUUUGUUGAAAGUAGGCUUUUCCUUCCUUCCAUCAGUGGAAGGGGUAGGUGUAAUUGUACACAGGAAACAAAGCUUCUCUGCUUUAAUCAGCCAGGAGUAAGUGGAGAUAAAAAUUGCCCAUAUAAAGGUACAGGACUUCCAAAAGUUGCUGCACCUCUUUACAAAAUGAUAUAGCAAACAAAAUGGGGGGGGAAG